GCUGAACUUCCUUCGCCUGUCAACUCAUCUAUCGACACCUAUGUUUAAACGGGUACACUUUUUCACUCGACAAGUGUGGCUAGAAGACUUCAUAGGACAAUGCAAUAGUCAUGCUGCUAAAGUCUGCGCGCCCAGCAUACGUAUCCCAACUUCGCUCAUAGCACCAGGCGAAUGCCGCCUCGACGCAGAAAGCCACCUCGCGCCGGCGCGCUCACGGAACUUCCUCCUCUCAAGAUCAUACGCUCCAUCCUCCUUUUACAACUGUUCUACUACAGCGUCGCGUUCGUUCUGGUACUGUUUACGACUCUCGUACUUGGUCAGAGGUUCUCCCCGGCCCUUCUCUUCGACUGGCACAGCAUCAGGGGUGACAACACCGUUGGCUGGACUGUCGGAUUUCUAUGGGUGGUCGACGGCUUCAUAAUAGUAAUACCAAUUCUCCUGCUGGUUGCUCGAUCUAAACUCGUCCCUGACUUCGCGUUGACGAUACAUUUUAUCCAUCUCCUGAUCACCUCAUUUUACACGAGAUCUCUACCGACAAACCUGCUUUGGUGGGGACUGGAGGCCGCCAGUGCCGCGCUCACAAUCAGUCUGGGGGUGUGGGCUUGUCGGUAUCGUGAGCUUCAGCCCAUCUCUUUCGGAACGGUGCCAGCGAAGACGUCGACGGAGAACGCGGACGACAAUGUGCGAGGUGCAUCAGGCAGGGGCCGAAACAUGGACUCUGGACCAAGUUAUGAAAUGGUCAGCGUGACCAGGGGAGAUGAGAACGUGUGAUAUAUGAAGCGGAUUGUUGUUCGAAAAGCCAUCCCGCUACGACGAUGGUAUGUGAAUCCAGCGUCGCGUACCUAUCGACUGUAUACCGGUCAGAGGUCACGAAGGCACCGGAUGCCUUUUCUGGUCUUACGGUUCGCCUUCCGUGUCUGGAGCGCCAUGCCUAUGUAAAGUCCAGGACGUCGCCAUGGACCUUUCCUAGGAACAUCCUGGGGGUUACGCUCUCGGCAGUUUACCGAAAUCUUCUGGUUAUCGUGACUAAACCAUGUGUCAGCCAGGGGGAUUCUGCUCUCGUAUUUAUGGGCAACAAUAUGUGACGAUACACCGCGGACCCCCUGCUCGAGAAAGAUGUGUCACAUUGACUCGGAUUGUCACGCCUCUCGUUCGCAUCCUCGUUAUGAAGGCACAAAACUAGCCAGUGUCGAGCAAGAUCUUGCCACGAAAAUCUGAAUUCGCAUUCAGGGAAGAGCUCAUGCUGCUACGAAGAAAGUAUGAUUCACCUGAUCAUGGCAAGAACUUUGUCAUCAGCCAAGUGCUGAUAGUUGACAGCCUUGGAUGUCAUUGAGAAAGUCACAGUGACGUAUCGAAAGGCAUAUCAGAGAUGGCAUAUCUGAAGAAUGCCCAAGUGUAGUCAUAUAUGGAUGACCUUCUGUGAUGAGAGGACUAUAGCGAAUCUGUGGGCUUAUCAGGCGACGUCGUCAGUUCUGUGACGUCUCGGAACAUUACCAAUAUCAGUCGGGAACACAACAUAUCAUGUUUUUCUCAGGAACAAAUUUCUUCUCUAUCAAAUAUCAAAUCACAACAUGUAUCGAUGACGUUUC
Messenger RNA from Exophiala oligosperma, 1589 nucleotides. RefSeq lists its product as uncharacterized. The coding region runs from base 172 to 771 and encodes 199 amino acids. Gene Ontology annotation, biological process: Golgi to endosome transport; protein localization to Golgi apparatus; Golgi to plasma membrane protein transport. Gene Ontology annotation, cellular component: Golgi membrane; trans-Golgi network. The transcript has 2 exons. Lineage: Eukaryota; Fungi; Ascomycota; Eurotiomycetes; Chaetothyriales; Herpotrichiellaceae. The record is from RefSeq and is a predicted model, not a curated record.